This is a messenger RNA of Copidosoma floridanum, 1604 nucleotides long. RefSeq names its product glucose-fructose oxidoreductase domain-containing protein 2. Gene Ontology annotation, molecular function: nucleotide binding. The record is from RefSeq and is a predicted model, not a curated record. Lineage: Eukaryota; Metazoa; Arthropoda; Insecta; Hymenoptera; Encyrtidae.
UUAAGUAGAUAAAAUAGAAACCGUCUGCUUUGCAACUUGUUGUCACUGUUGACACUGUUGUGCAUUGUGCGCGCUUUCGCGAAUCUUCAGGAAGCAGAAAAAAUUGUUACUACAGCCAUAAUUAAUACAAUAAGUAUUGUACCUAAAAAAGUUGAUUCCUCAAAUAAAAUGCAAUAAACAAAACAAAUGGAAAAAAUUCUGUAAAGCACAUAAUUCAUUUCAUCGGCGUCUCAAAUCCAAAAUGCUACCUGGCAUCGGAGUUUUCGGUACAGGUAGUGUAGUUAAAGUGUUCAUACCCUUCCUCAGGGAAAAGGGCUUCAAAAUCGAGGCCAUAUGGGGCCGCACGAUAGCCGAAGCGUCGGACGCAGCCUUGGAACUUGGCAUCCCCUUUCAUACGAGCAGAAUCGACGAUGUUCUACUCCGACGAGACGUCGACCUCAUAUUUAUCAUGUGUUCACCGAGUUUGCAUGCGCAAAUUGCCGUCAAAGCUCUGGGAAUAGGCAAACACGUCGUCUGCGACAAGCCCGCUGGGCUCAGCCAGAGCGAAGCUCUCAAGAUGGUCAAGGCUGCCCAGUACUAUCCCUCCCUUAUCAGCAUUGUUAAUCACAGUUUACGCUUUUUGCCUGCAUUUACUAAGAUGAAGAAGGAAUUGGAAGAAGGAUAUUUAUCUGGUCCAAUCUCUGUUGUUGACAUCAGAGUUCAGAUGGGUAGUUUGCUGAAAGAUGGGUAUGACUGGUUAUGCGAUGAAACAAUGGGAGGAGGAAUUUUAUCUGUGGUAGGCAGUCAUGUUAUAGAUUUGAUAUCUUAUCUAACACAUCAAAAAGCCAUUAGGGUUCAUGCAGUCGUAAGAACCUUUACCACAACAACAAAACACAUUAAAGGCAUUAGGCACAUAACAGCUCCAGAUUUUUGUUCCUUUCAAAUGGAACUCAGUGGAGGUACAAUGGUCACGGCUACUUUGAGCAAUCACUUACCUGGUCAGUUAUGCCAGGAAGUUCUUAUUUGUGGCCCAGGUGGUCACUUGGUUGUGAAAGGCGGAGACUUGUAUGGCUGCAAAGGACACCAGGAAGAGGUGUUGUAUCUUGAUGAAGUUAAUGCCCAGGAUACAUCUUCAGUUGCAGAUUUCAUUCCUCGGCCUUACAUUAAAGGUCUUCAAAAAAUUAUUGAUGCUCUGAGAGAAGCUUUUCAACCUGUGGAGGAUAAAAGGGGAUGGAUAAACGAGCCUGUAUCUAGAGCUGCUACUUUUGAUGAUGGCUUGUAUGUUCAAGCUGUGAUUGAUGCUCUGAAAAUAAGUAGUAAGAAAAGAGAAUGGACCAGGGUUAUUGUAAUGACUGAGGAGCCAGAUCCAAAUCCGUUGCUGAGUGCAGCUGUCAGGGCUACUGCAAUAUCGAUUUAAAAAUGACAAGUGGUUUUUUACUUAAUUUUAAAACUUAAUAUUGUAACAUGAAGUUUCGAUAAAACUCGGACUCCACAAGAUUUGAUUGUGAAAAUAUCCAAUCACUUAACGUGUGUCACACCAAAUGCAGUAUAUAUAGGCGAUAAGACACAAAAUCAGCGAUACCUAGUACAAAAUGUAGCUUUUACGUAGCGGGCAAUUUUUUGAA